CCUAUAAUGCAGUUCGGCGCAACGUCUAUCACCGGUGACCAGUGGAAGCGGUGAUGAGUGGCUGCAGGGGAGUACGCUAGCUAGUCAUUUAUAAGUACUGUGAAUCGCUCCACAGCAACGGCGUGGUGCUCUAGGCCUCGUCUCCUAACCUGAAGAUCUGCUGCUUUGUUGUUUGCAUCCGUCCCCAUGGUGAUGAAAUCGUCAGUGGAGGAGGACGAAGGUGGAUGGGGUCUCGGCAUCCCAGAGAAGAUGAGGAACAACGCCAACUGGGUGGACAUCACCCAAGACUUCAAAGGGGCCUGUAAAGAACUUAAACUUGGGGAGCUUCUCCACGACAAACUGUUCGGUCUGUUUGAGGCGAUGUCUGCCAUUGAGAUGAUGGACCCUAAAAUGGACGCUGGGAUGAUUGGGAACCAAGUGAACCGUAAAGUUCUCAACUUCGAACAGGCUGUGAAGGAUGAAGCAAUUAGAGUGAAGGACCUAUCAUUACCUGAGCUCAUCGGGAUUGUGGACACUUGUUUCUGCUGCUUGAUAACAUGGUUGGAGGGACAUUCCCUGGCACAGACUGUUUUUACAUGUCUGUAUGUUCAUAACCCUGAGUUGAUCCUGGACCCUGCCCUUAAAGCCUUCGCCCUUGGGAUCCUCAAAGUUUGCGAUAUCGCCCGUGAGAAAGUCAACAAGGCGGCUGUUUUUGAGGAGGAAGAUUUCCAAGCCAUGACUUACGGCUUCAAAAUGGCCAACAGUGUGACUGACCUGAGAGUGACGGGAAUGCUGAAGGAUGUGGAAGAUGAGCUACAGAGGAAAGUGAAGAGUACACGAAGUCGACAGGGCGAGCAGCGUGACCCAGAAGUGGAGCUGGAUCAUCAGCAGUGUCUGGCUUUGUUUAGCAGAAUUAAAUUCACCCGCCUUUUACUGACAGCUCUCAUCUCCUUCACCAAGAAAGAGACGAGUGCAGUGAGUGAAGCACAGAAGCUAAUGAGCCAAGCAGCUGACCUUCUUCAUGCUAUACACUCUACCAUUCAAUACGGCAUUCAGUCACAGAAUGACACAACUAAAGGAGAUCACCCAAUCAUGAUGGGAUUUGAGCCACUGGUAAAUCAGCGCCUGCUACCACCCACUUUUCCCCGCUACGCCAAAAUCAUCAAGCGUGAGGAGAUGGUCAACUACUUCAGCAAACUCAUUGAUCGGAUAAAGACUGUGUGCGAAGUUAUCAACACCACUAACCUGCACAGUAUUCUGGACUUCUUCUGUGAGUUCAGUGAGCAGUCACCUUGUGUACUGUCCAGAUCAUUAUUACAGACUACAUUUCUGAUCGACAACAAAAAGGUAUUUGGGACUCACCUGAUGCAGGACAUGAUCAAAGAUGCUCUCCGCUAUUUCGUCAGCCCCCCGGUUCUGUCCACAAAGUGCAGUCUGUAUAAUAACCACCAGGCCAAAGACUACAUCGAUUCCUUCGUAACACACUGCUCUCGGCCUUUCUGCAGUCUGAUUCAGAUUCACGGCCACAACAGAGCUCGACAGAGAGACAAACUUGGACACAUACUGGAAGAGUUUGCCACCCUGCAGGAUGAAGCAGAGAAGGUUGAUGCUGCUCUUCAUGGUCUGCUGUUGAAGCUGGAGCCUCAGAGACAGCACCUGGCCUGUCUGGGCACCUGGGUGCUCUACCACAACCUGCGUAUCAUGAUCCAGUACCUGCUCAGUGGAUUUGAGCUGGAGCUCUACAGCAUGCAUGAGUACUACUACAUCUACUGGUACCUGUCAGAAUUCCUGUAUGCAUGGCUUAUGUCCACUCUGAGCAGAGCAGACAGCUCUCAGAUGGCUGAGGAGCGCAUUUUGGAGGAGCAGCAGCAGAAAGGACGCAGCAGCAAGAAGAGCAAGAAGAAGAAAAAAGCUCGUCCUCUAGGAAAAGAGAUCACAAUGAGCCAAGCCUACCAGAACAUGUGUGCUGGAAUGUAUAAGACCAUGAUUGCACUGGACAUGGACGGAAAAGUGCGGAAGCCUCAGUUUGAGCUGGACAGUGAGCAGGUUCGCUACGAGCAUCGCUUCGCCCCCUUUAACAGUGUGGUCACGCCUCCCCCGGUGCACUACAUCCAGUUCAAGGAAAUGUCAGAUUUGAAGAAGUACAGUCCUCCUCCGCGCUCAGCCGACCUGUACAUGGCAGCCAGCAAACACUUCCAGCAGGCCAAACUCAUACUGGAGAACGUGGCCAGCCCUGAUGCCGAGGUAAAUCGCAUCCUCAAAGUGGCCAAACCGAACAUUGUUGUGAUGAAGCUUCUGGCAGGAGGACACAAGAAGGAGACCAAGGCUCUUCCUGAGUUUGACUUCUCUGCGCACAAGUAUUUCCCUAUAGUCAAAAUCAUUUGACUCCUUCAAGAACUCUCCCCCACAUCCCGACAGUCUCCACGUUCCUCUCUCUCCCCGUCCGGAGCUCUGAGCAGUGUGUGUGUUCCAGCAGUUUACAUGUCCUACCUACUGCAGUACUCAGCAGGAGUCCACCAGGCCUUUUCCAAUACAGCUCAGCUUCAGAAACCACCUGAUAAAGAGUUCUGCAGCUGCUUCAUUCAACAGUGUGAAAGUGGAGUUUAUCCCUCCAGAACACAAAAUAAAAGCAGAACUGAAAGCUGAUAGAAGCUGUUACAGACCCAGGCUUCUGUUAUCCAGCAGUGUUCAUGCUGAAAUACCAGUUUUAUACUAAGCAGGAUGUUGCAGUUCAUCCAGUCUGAAAGAGAUCCAUGAUUUGCAUGUGUGUAAAUGUGUCUUGGUUUGUUACUGUUGAAUUAAAAUCUCAUCUCACUGUCAAA
Astyanax mexicanus (Mexican tetra) is the source of this 2801-nucleotide messenger RNA. It is a transcript of the gene naa35, whose product is annotated as N-alpha-acetyltransferase 35, NatC auxiliary subunit. Gene Ontology annotation, biological process: N-terminal peptidyl-methionine acetylation. The transcript has 23 exons. The coding region runs from base 187 to 2364 and encodes 725 amino acids. Lineage: Eukaryota; Metazoa; Chordata; Actinopteri; Characiformes; Acestrorhamphidae. The record is from RefSeq and is a predicted model, not a curated record. Gene Ontology annotation, cellular component: NatC complex.